This is a messenger RNA of Rubroshorea leprosula, 1047 nucleotides long. The record is from the annotation of a GenBank genome assembly. NCBI's taxonomy places the organism in Eukaryota, Viridiplantae, Streptophyta, Magnoliopsida, Malvales, Dipterocarpaceae.
CCACAAGUCACCAACAAAUUGAUUUAUUUUCUUGGUCUAUCGAGUUUGAUCAAAAUUAUUAGUCAUGGCUUUCCUUCAAUCUUCAUUCCCUCUUCCUCUUACUCUUUUAAUUGCAUUGUCCUUGUUAAUUAACCCUUCUUUUGGCUUCUACCCGAAGCUCCUAAAUACCUCCCUAGAGGCAUCAGAGACAGAUUGGUCACCAGCUGGAGCAACAUGGUAUGGCAGUGCCAACGGUGCUGGUAGUGAUGGUGGAGCUUGUGGGUAUGGGACUGCUGUAGAACAAUCUCCAUUCUCUGCAAUGGUAUCUGCUGGAGGUCCUUCUAUUUACAAAUCCGGCAAAGGAUGUGGAGCCUGUUAUGAGGUGAAAUGUUCGACGAAUGCAGCAUGCUCAGGCAAUCCUGUGACUGUCGUGCUUACCGACGAGUGCCCUGGUUGCGUCUCUGAAUCCGUUCACUUCGAUUUAAGUGGCACUGCUUUUGGAGCAAUGGCGAAUUCCGGCCAGGCUGACCAACUCCGAAACGCCGGAGUUUUACAGAUUCAAUAUAGAAAAGUUGAAUGCAACUACCCCGGAAAGACAGUGGCCUUCAACGUUGAUGCUGGAUCGAAUCCGAACUACUUUGCAACCUUAAUUGAGUACGAGGAUGGGGAUGGUGAACUGGGAUCUGUGCAACUCAAGCAGGCUCUGGAUUCUGAAUCCUGGCAAUCCAUGCAACAGUCAUGGGGAGCAGUUUGGAAGCUGGACUCUGGCUCCGCCCUCCAAGCUCCCUUCUCUAUUAAACUCACAUCGCUCGAGUCUGACAAGAUCAUCGUCGCCAAUGGAGUGAUUCCGGCCGGCUGGCAGCCGGGAAAAACCUACAGAUCAGUCGUCAAUUUUGAUGGCUAAUUAAAGAAAUUAAAUGGUACCUAUAUGUGUACGUCUUUGUCUCGAUCUGUAACUUGAUCGUUUAAUGGAGAAGAAGUCAACUUAAUAUUUGAUUAGUCCUUUGAUGUAUCAUAUAUCUUUCUAACUUUGAUCAUUAAAAGGACCAAUAAAAUUAGACUCCAUUC